AUGAGUAGCAGCACAGGUGGAUGGAGUGUGAUCCACGGCGGACCCACCGAGGACCAAUGUGGAAAAUUCACCCACGGUGGAUACGUGGUGGGUCCGCUGUGGGUGAGAUUUAGGGAGAAUUUUAUAAAAACCUGUUAAAUGAACUAAAUGUACUUUUAAGAGUUCCGCUAUGCCUCGAAUGGUGUAAAAAGAGAUUAUAUUGGCUAUAGAAUCAUUUUUCAGUUCUUACUCACUUUCAAGGGUGAAGACACAGAUUUGUAGAGCGGAGGACCAAUAUAAAAUGUUAUAAAACAUGAAAACUAGUUCAAAAACUCUAUAAAUUUGAUCAGAUUCACUAAAUAAUUGAUUUUCUACUGUUCUCAUCUCUUUUUUUCAACUUUAAAGCGUUUCUUUCAUAAUUUUAUGAAUUUUUGCAAAAUGUUGGGGUACUGUAGUUCGAGAUGUGUGUAGUGGCAUUUAAUCUGACGCGCACUUAUUUUUAUUUUUCGUUUUUUGGGCCAAGUGUUUUUUAUGUUUUUUUUUGGUGUUUUUUGCGGAUUUUCAUAUCAUCUGUUCAUGGUUUUAGUACUAAAUGAUAUUUAAAGUAGUCCUAAAACAGUUACAGAAGUAAAAAGUAUGUAAAAGUAGCAAAUUUUAGGAUAUUAGGGGAAAAUAUUCAAUUUUUUCAAUUACAUUAUUUCCACCGAAUACUCUGUUAAAACCAAGGUUUUCUUGAUGUUUAUCCUGCAUUCGUCUCCUUACCAUUAAUUUUUGACAUAAUUUUGCAGAUUCAUAGUUCGUGACUUUGACUAAAACGAGGAAAUGCUGAGAGCCGAAAAAAACAGAAGAAAAAAUGGAAUAAAUUGUAUAUUCAGAUGGAUCUGCUGGAAGACCACUUGAUGUAAGUUUGAAUAAACGACUUUUGAAAUAUAUUUUUUCAAUUAUUUAUUUCAUUUCAGACAUUGGAAGAUUCACCAGCUCUUCUGUCACUUGGACUCAACAUCUUCUCGGCUUCCAGUAUUUGGAACUAAUGGUAGGGAUUCAACAUUCUAACAAUGAACUAUAUCAGUUAUAUAUUUUUCAGGCAAUGUUAUCUCCGCCUGGACCGACUUGGAUGAAUUUUGGAAGACCGGCGUUCACCAAGAACAUAUAUCACCGACUUCGCUCAAUAUGGUCAAUAUUUUAUAGGUCAGUUUUUUUUGUAGUCUAUGAAUAUAAGAUGUGAUAAAUUACCUGCAAACUACUGUUUAAUCGGAAGUUUGCAGAAAAAGAGAUAACACUUUACUAUGCCGAUCUACUGAUCAACUUAUAGCAGAAAAAUGUCACUUCAUUCAUCAAAAACUCUGACAAAAUUAUCAAAACUCUGAUCUAAAAGUCUAAACCCAACCCUUAAAUCCAAAACUACAGUUCGCGCAUCUUAUAAAAUUCUUACAGAUAUUGCCAACUCGGAAAAACAACGAACGAGGAUAUGGACUGAGCGAGACGUUAUGUGAUCAGGAUUAUGCAAUUCUGGCGCCCGAAACUCAACCAGGAAAUCAAUAA
Caenorhabditis angaria is the source of this 1521-nucleotide messenger RNA. The record is from the annotation of a GenBank genome assembly. NCBI's taxonomy places the organism in Eukaryota, Metazoa, Nematoda, Chromadorea, Rhabditida, Rhabditidae.